Iphiclides podalirius (scarce swallowtail) is the source of this 1074-nucleotide messenger RNA. Lineage: Eukaryota; Metazoa; Arthropoda; Insecta; Lepidoptera; Papilionidae. The record is from the annotation of a GenBank genome assembly.
AUGUCACAAGAUAACCUCACUGCAGUGUUGUACAAGACGAAAGAUUUACGUUUGGAGCAAACGCCGAUCCCCGAAAUUGCUGAUGAUGAGGUGCUCCUACGUAUGGACUGCGUGGGCAUCUGCGGCUCGGACGUCCACUACUGGCAGAGUGGCGCCUGUGGCAACUUCGUGUUGCAGGAGCCCAUGAUAAUGGGCCACGAGGCGUCGGGGGUCGUGGCCAAGAUUGGGUCGAAGGUGACGAACUUGUCGGUGGGUGAUCGAGUCGCCAUCGAGCCGGGCGUGCCGUGCCGCUACUGCGAGUUCUGCAAGACGGGCCGCUACCACCUCUGCCCCGACAUCAAGUUCUGCGCCACCCCGCCAAUACACGGCAACCUCGCGAGAUACUACAAGCACGCCGCCGACUUCUGUUACAAGCUGCCCAAACACGUGAGCAUGGAGGAGGGGGCCCUACUGGAGCCGCUGUCCGUGGGCAUCCACGCGUGCCGGCGCGCUGGACUGCAGGCUGGUCACAACGUGCUGGUGCUCGGUGCCGGGCCCAUCGGCCUGGUAACCAUGCUGGCGGCCAAGGCGAUGGGCGCCAGCGCCGUCGCCAUCACCGACAUUCUCCAAUCGCGCCUGGACUUCGCGAAGCAGCUGGGCGCCGACCACACCGUCCUGGUGAGCCGCGACACCGACGAGAACGAGCUGGUCGCGAAGGUGCACCAGUUGCUGGGAGAUCAGCCCGACGUGUCCAUCGACGCCAGCGGGGCACAGGCGACAGUCAGGGUUGCACUGCUGGCCACAAAGUCGGGGGGCGUGGCGGUGCUGGUGGGCAUGGGCAGCUCCGAGAUGACGCUGCCCCUGGCGGGAGCCGUCGCCCGCGAGGUGGACAUACGCGGCAUCUUCCGAUACGUCAACGAGUAUCCAAUCGCAUUGUCUAUGGUAUCCAGCGGAAAGAUCAACGUUAAACCGCUGGUUUCGCACCACUACACCCUCGAGGAAACCCUGGAAGCAUACGAAGUCGCCCGUCAAGGCCUGGGCAUAAAGGUUAUGAUCCACGUCCAGCCCAGAGACGCGAACAACCCCCAAAAAUUC